Messenger RNA from Cebus imitator (Panamanian white-faced capuchin), 3480 nucleotides. It is a transcript of the gene ERG, whose product is annotated as ETS transcription factor ERG. Gene Ontology annotation, biological process: cell differentiation; regulation of transcription by RNA polymerase II. The coding region runs from base 271 to 1731 and encodes 486 amino acids. The transcript is spliced from 12 exons. Lineage: Eukaryota; Metazoa; Chordata; Mammalia; Primates; Cebidae. Gene Ontology annotation, cellular component: nucleus. Gene Ontology annotation, molecular function: sequence-specific DNA binding; DNA-binding transcription factor activity, RNA polymerase II-specific. The record is from RefSeq and is a predicted model, not a curated record.
UUUCACUUGGUCGGAAUGGGGAGAGUGUGCAAGAGAUCGCUCCGGGACGGGUUCCUAGAGAUCGCUCUGGGGCGGUCGUGACAGCCCCCGAGGGACAGGAGUGAAGAGGAGCUGCGCUCAGGUUAUUCCAGGAUCUCUGGAGACCCGAGAAAAGCCGUGUUAACCAAAAGCAAGACCAAUGACUCACAGAGAAAAAAGAUGGCGGAACCAAGGGCAAUUAAAGCUGUCAAGUUCUGAGCAGCUGGUAGAUGGACUGGCUUAUUGAAGGACAUGAUUCAGACUGUCCCGGACCCAGCAGCUCAUAUCAAGGAAGCGCUAUCAGUUGUGAGCGAGGACCAGUCGUUGUUUGAGUGUGCCUACGGAACGCCACACCUGGCAAAGACGGAGAUGACCGCGUCCUCCUCCAGCGACUAUGGACAGACUUCCAAGAUGAGCCCACGCGUCCCUCAGCAGGAUUGGCUGUCUCAACCCCCAGCUAGGGUCACCAUCAAAAUGGAAUGUAACCCUAGCCAAGUGAAUGGCUCAAGGAACUCUCCUGAUGAAUGCAGUGUGGCAAAAGGUGGGAAGAUGGUGGGCAGCCCAGACACCGUGGGGAUGAACUACGGCAGCUACAUGGAGGAGAAGCACAUGCCGCCCCCAAACAUGACCACGAACGAGCGCAGAGUUAUCGUGCCAGCAGAUCCUACGCUGUGGAGUACAGACCAUGUGCGGCAGUGGCUGGAGUGGGCGGUGAAGGAAUAUGGCCUCCCAGAUGUCAACAUCUUGUUAUUCCAGAACAUCGACGGGAAGGAACUGUGCAAGAUGACCAAGGACGACUUCCAGAGGCUCACCCCCAGCUACAACGCCGACAUCCUUCUCUCACACCUCCACUACCUCAGAGAGACUCCUCUUCCACAUUUGACUUCAGAUGAUGUUGAUAAAGCCUUACAAAACUCUCCACGGUUAAUGCAUGCUAGAAACACAGGGGGUGCAGCUUUUAUUUUUCCAAAUACUUCAGUAUAUCCUGAAGCUACGCAAAGAAUUACAACUAGGCCAGAUUUACCGUAUGAGCCCCCCAGGAGAUCAGCCUGGACCGGUCAUGGCCAUCCUACGCCCCAGUCGAAAGCUGCUCAGCCAUCUCCUUCCACAGUGCCCAAAACUGAAGACCAGCGUCCUCAGUUAGAUCCUUAUCAGAUUCUUGGACCAACAAGUAGCCGCCUUGCAAAUCCAGGCAGUGGCCAGAUCCAGCUUUGGCAGUUCCUCCUGGAGCUCCUGUCGGACAGCUCCAACUCCAGCUGCAUCACCUGGGAAGGCACCAAUGGGGAGUUCAAGAUGACGGAUCCCGACGAGGUGGCCCGGCGCUGGGGAGAGCGGAAGAGCAAACCCAACAUGAACUAUGAUAAGCUCAGCCGCGCCCUCCGUUACUACUAUGACAAGAACAUCAUGACCAAGGUCCAUGGGAAGCGCUACGCCUACAAGUUCGACUUCCACGGGAUUGCCCAGGCUCUCCAGCCCCACCCUCCAGAGUCAUCUCUAUAUAAGUACCCCUCAGACCUCCCGUACAUGGGCUCCUAUCAUGCCCACCCACAGAAGAUGAACUUUGUGGCGCCCCACCCUCCAGCCCUCCCUGUGACAUCUUCCAGUUUUUUUGCUGCCCCAAACCCAUACUGGAAUUCACCAACUGGGGGUAUAUACCCUAACACUAGGCUCCCCACCAGCCAUAUGCCUUCUCAUCUGGGCACUUACUACUAAAGACCUGAUAGAGGCCUUUCCCAUCAGCGUGCAUUCACCAGCCCAUCGCCACAAACUCGGUCGGAGAACAUGAAUCAAAAGUGCCUCAAGAGGAAUGAAGAAAGCUUUACUGGGGCUGGGGAAGGAAGCCGGGGAAGAGAUCCAAAGACUCUUGGGAGGGAGAAGUAUUACCACAGAAAUGAGGAGGAUGCUAAAAAUGUCAUGAAUAUCACAUAUCAUCUGUGGACUGACCUUGUAAAAGACAGUGUAUGUAGAAGCAUGAAGUCUUAAGGACAGUGCCAAAGAAAGUGGUCUUAAGCAGUGUAUAAACUUAGUAGAGUUUGGAAUCCCACUCAUGCAAACUGGGAUGAAACUAAAGCAAUAGAAACAACACAGUGUUGACCUAACAUACCGUUUAUAAUGCCAUUUUAAGGAAAACUACCUGUAUUUAAAAAGAGAAACAUAUCAAAAACAAGAGGAAAGACACGAGAAAGGCUGGCCCGUCAACCGACAUUGAUAUGCAACUGCACGGCCAUGUGCUGCUUCGGUUGAAAUCAAACACAUUCCGUUUGAUGGAGAGCUGUCAGCUUUCUCAAACUGUGAAGAGGACCCAAAGUUUCCAGCUCCUUUACAGUAUUACUGGGAUGAUGAGCUAAAUGGUGGGACUGAGAAUGUGUAUAGAGUGAGUGUGUGAUUGUAGACAGAGGGGCUGAGGAGGAGGAGGAGGAGGAGGAGACAGAGAAGGAGGAGACCAGGGCUGGGAAAGAAACUUCUCAAGCAGUGAAGACUGGACUCAGGACGUUUGGGGACUGGGUACAAUGAGAUACGGAGACUUGAGGGUUCAUGCAGUCAGUAUUAUACCAAACCCAGUGUUAGGAGAAUGACCCAGCGUAAUGGAGAAACGGGAAGUAGUCGAAUUCAGAAACAAAAAUGCGCAUCUCUUUCUUUAUUUGUCAAAUGAAAAUUUUAACUGGAAUUGUCUGAUAUUUAAGAGAAACAUUCAGGACCUCAUAGUUACGUGGGGGCUUUGUUCUCCACAGGGUCAGGUAGGAGAUGGCCAUCUCGGCUGCCACAAUCAGAAAUCACACAGGCAUUUUGGGUAGGUGGCCACCAGUUUUCCUUUGAGUCGCGAACGCUGUGCGUUUGUCAGAAUGAAGUAUACAAGUCAAUGUUUUUCCCCCCCUUUUCUAUAAUAAUUAUAUAACUUAUGCAUUUAUACACUACGAGUUGAUCUCGGCCAGCCAAAGACACACGACAAAAGAGACAAUCAAUGAUAUAAUGUGGCCUUGAAUUUUAACUCUGUAUGCUUGUUUACAAUAUGAAGUUAUUCGUUCUUAGAAUGCAGAAUGUAUGUAAUAAAAUAAGCUUGGCCUAGCAUGGCACAUCAGAUUUAUACAGGAGUCUGCAUUUGCACUUUUUUUAGUGACUAAAGUUGCUUAAUGAAAACGUGCUGAAUGUUGUGGGUUUUGUGUUAAAAUUUUACUUUGUCCGGGAACUUGUGCAAGGGAGAGCCAAACAGAGAGGAUGAUUGGCACCCAAAUGUUGUCAGCCUCUCUGUGUCCUUCUUGUCCACUCUCCUCUCUCAUAUAUCUAGCCCCUGCUGGAACAGAAGGACCCCAGGUUUCACAUCGGAGCCUCUGUAUUUAUGCCUGGAAUGGAAACAGGCCUAUGAAAGUGGGGUUGUCAUUGAGAAAUUCUAGUUCAGUACCUGGUCACAAAUCACCCUUAAUUCCUGCUGUGAUUAAAAGAAAGCAUUUGUCGAAUGGUGAA